Dama dama (fallow deer) is the source of this 565-nucleotide messenger RNA. Its product is annotated as WAP four-disulfide core domain protein 18-like. Gene Ontology annotation, biological process: antibacterial humoral response; innate immune response. NCBI's taxonomy places the organism in Eukaryota, Metazoa, Chordata, Mammalia, Artiodactyla, Cervidae. Gene Ontology annotation, cellular component: extracellular region. The transcript is spliced from 3 exons. The record is from RefSeq and is a predicted model, not a curated record. Bases 73 to 354 code for a protein of 93 amino acids. Gene Ontology annotation, molecular function: peptidase inhibitor activity.
CCCUCCUUUCUGGUGACAGUGAGAGUAUAAAUUUUAGCUGGGCUCUGUCCCUGCACCACACCAAAGGCCAACAUGAAGACAGUCACCGUCUUUUUUCUGCUGGCUUUUGUCGUCAUGGGGCUGGAGGUGGCCUGGGCUCAGAAGUCUCCUGGCAAAGGACGACAGAGACCUGGAUUCUGCCCAGAGUUGCCCAAAGGUACUAUCGGAACUUGUGUCGAAUUGUGCUCAGGAGAUGAUUCCUGUCCCAAAGGAAUGAAAUGCUGCAGUCAUGGGUGUGGUCAUUCCUGCACAACUCCUGUCUUCCGAAAGGGUGGCUCUGGUGGCCGCGGGAAAGUUGGGCAGAAGGUUAACUGAGCAUGCCUGGAGACCAGCCCCAGAAGAUUUCUCAUGAAUCUAUGGAUUUGGUGCUUGGCAUAACUACAAGACUUUCACAUCCAUUCCCGACUCUUUUCUAUGCCUGGAAUUGUAGCCCUGGAAGAUGAAGAUCUCAAAUGGUGGGAUGACUGCUUUCUAAAGAGCCUGUGUGGAAAAUAAACUAUAUCUGGAGCAUAAAUGGGCUGUGUCC